Molecule: messenger RNA, 270 nt
Organism: Prunus armeniaca (apricot)
Lineage: Eukaryota; Viridiplantae; Streptophyta; Magnoliopsida; Rosales; Rosaceae
Source: the annotation of a GenBank genome assembly
AUGACGCAGAAAGGGAAGCUAUUCAAAGGCCAGCAGAAGAAGAAAACGAUUCCUCCCAGCCGCCAUGGAAAAAUCACUCAAACUCGCAAAGGGAAGCGAGUAAUCAAACCUUCUAAAAUCAGCAGUGAUAUGGAUGCCGAUCGUGAGAUAACAAAGUUCAUAAACCAGUGCAAUGAGGUGAAGGCCGCCACUGCUGCAAACAAGGAAGGUGGCCAAUUAAGCAUUGUAAAAACACCUCAAGAGUCUGGUAGUAACGCAAAGCAACAGUAG